AUGGAGCGUGGUGUGACCUCGGCAUCGGCAUCGGCAUCAGCACCGGCAGACGGCACCGUUGCGCCGUACAGUCAAGCCUGCGUGAACUGUUCUCGGGCCAAGUGCAGAUGCAUCGUCCGGGGGCACGGCGGUCGCUGUGAAAGAUGCCACCGCCUGGGCAAAGAAUGCACCCCGGCUACGAGCGCCCGAAGGCGUGGGGCGAGGGUGAGGCGCGCCCAGCUCGAGGACAAACUCGACAGUCUGGUCUCCCUGCUGCAGGCACAGCACUCGGCCAAGUCGCCCACACAUGCCCCUUAUGAUGAGCCAUCGACCCUGUCGUCUCAGCCUCGCCAGGUCUUGACACCCGCAACUACUACAGCCUCCGGGCCCGUCGCCGGCCUGUCUCCCGGCUCAAGUACCGCUGAUAGCGACGACGGGAUACCCUCGAAGCAGGCUGACGAGUUCUUCCAUCGUUUCCGCAACCAUCACCUCGAGCUAUUCCCAUUCCUCUACCUCCCAGCCGAGGUAACCGCCGAACAUCUCCAGCGCGAAACCCCGUUUCUGUGGUUAAGCAUCCGAGCAGUCUGUACGAGAUUACACGCCAAGCAGGACGAGCUCGGCCACCGGAUACGUGAGACGUUGGCAAGGCAGGUUGUGGUCGAAGGGGAACGCAGCAUGGACCUGCUCCUAGGCUUACUCACCUAUAUGUCUUGGGCCUACUAUUUUGCGCGCCGUUCCAAAACGAGCCUUCGCAUGUUGGCCGGCAUCGCCAUGUCACUCGUGUCUGACCUGCAGAUCAACCAACCCGAGGGCGAGCAACCUAGCAUGACGAAUCCUGGAGUGUCUAGACCUCUCGCCAGCACCAGGACGCGCACCAACCAGGAUAGGCGGGCCUUGUUGUCGUGCUUCAUACUCACUUCCUCUAUCCAGACCUUGCUCACCGGGGGUUUCGACCUGUGUCUCACGCCACACGUCAGACAUGCCGAAGAAGGAGAGUGCCAGGGAGACAUGAUGCUCGUAGCCAUCGUUCGCAUUCUCAAGGUGGCCGACGAAGCCGUCAAGGUAUGUAGCUCGGGCGACGUGGACCGUACCAUGUCGCCCCUGCUUUACGUCGGAGCACUGCGAGCAACGCUACAGCAGGCUGUGAGCAAACUUCCCCCGGAGCUUCUGAACCAUACCUUGUUUCUGCCAUCAUCAUUCUCCUUCUAUCGCCAUUUCGAAGUUCGGCGCCUCGAGUAUCUUCACGCCUGUCUGCAGUCUUCUAAGGCGGGCCUGGAUAACUUCCUCUCUUACGACAUAGCCCAGUAUCCAGCCAUGCCCAUGUCGGUUGGCCUGGGCUUCUCUCAUGCCCUACAGGUACUCUAUCGACUCUCGCUCCUUAACGAGCCGGGCUGGGACCUUGUGGCCGUGAGAGAGACGGCUGACGUGCUUCUUUACCUGGACCAGAUCGCUCGCAUCUUUGAAGAGAUUCACGAGAGCCUGGCGCCGGCGAGCGGACACGCCGAGUCUAACAUUUUCUCGCGAGUCUCCGAUGCGAUGCGGGCUUUCAUUCCCGUGUGGGCAGCAGCAUUAGAGAGAGCCGGUGCCCCGUCCCCUGUGAGGGAGACGGCAGUAGUUGAACCUGUGGACCUUGCCCUGAUGGAUUUCACGAAUGAUCUGUGGCUACAAGAUGUUUUCGGCUCGUGGGGAGGCUAA
This is a messenger RNA of Anthostomella pinea, 1674 nucleotides long. NCBI's taxonomy places the organism in Eukaryota, Fungi, Ascomycota, Sordariomycetes, Xylariales, Xylariaceae. The record is from the annotation of a GenBank genome assembly.